Messenger RNA from Hyla sarda, 1442 nucleotides. RefSeq names its product phosphotriesterase related (gene PTER). Gene Ontology annotation, molecular function: zinc ion binding. Lineage: Eukaryota; Metazoa; Chordata; Amphibia; Anura; Hylidae. The transcript has 5 exons. Bases 245 to 1294 code for a protein of 349 amino acids. The record is from RefSeq and is a predicted model, not a curated record. Gene Ontology annotation, biological process: catabolic process.
CGUACAGGUAUGCUUUAAAGGCGUUGUCCCAAUGAGCAAAGUUGGUAAAAUCACAUGUGUACCUCAUACAUAUAUGUAAUAUAUGUGAGUAUAUUUGGGAUACUUUUAUGUAAAAUAUCAUUCCCCUUCUCCCCCAUAGAUCUGAUCACUUACUUCACCAAAAUAUGAAUGUUGUGAUUUCUGGACAUGUUGGGCUGUGUUGUUAGCAAUAAAUUCUUAAGAUACUUUACUUAUAGGAUAAAACAUGUCAUCUCAGAGCGGGAGAAUACAGACUGUUUUAGGGCUUAUCCAUCCAGAUGAGCUUGGAUACACCAUGACACAUGAACACUUGACCAUGACUUUCCAGUGCUGUUAUUGUCCACCACCCGCACAUCAAGCCCACUUGGAUGGCGCACCCAUCGAAAUGAAGAACUUGUUUUGGUUAAAGCAAAAUCCAUACAGUAAUAAAGAGAAUCUUCUCCUAAAUGAAGAGGUGGAUGCAGUUAGAGAAGAGCUUGUUGCUUUUAAGGCCGCAGGUGGAGGCUGUAUAGUGGAGAACACUACUACUGGGAUCAGCAGAGACGUGAAGACGCUAAAAAGACUCGCACAGGAAACUGGUGUUCAUAUUGUCUCAGGAGCUGGCUUCUACGUGGACGCGACUCACAGUCCGGAAACUCGGUCAAAGUCUGUGGAGCAGCUGACUGAGAUCUUGGUUGAUGAAGUUCUCCAAGGAGCAGAUGGGACAGAUAUAAAAUGUGGAAUAAUCGGAGAGAUCGGAUGCUCCUGGCCAUUAAGUGACAGUGAAAAGAAAAUUCUUCAGGCGACUGCUGAGGCUCAGACACAGCUUGGAUGUCCUGUGAAUAUUCAUCCUGGCAGAAACAGUGAGGCCCCUUUCCAGAUUGUGCGCAUCCUGCAGGAGGCAGGGGCUGAUAUCUCCAAGACUGUGAUGUCUCAUCUUGAUAGGACGAUAUUUGAUGAGAAAAUACUGCUGGAGUUUGCCGCACUAGGGUCGUACCUGGAAUAUGAUUUAUUCGGAACGGAAAUGCUAAACUACCAGUUCAAUAUGAAGGUGGACAUGCCCAGCGAUAAUGACAGGAUCAGAGCGCUCCGCUUUUUGAUCAGUGAAGGCUACGAGGAGAGGAUUGUCAUUUCCCAUGAUAUACAUACAAAGAACCGGCUGGUGAAAUACGGAGGACACGGAUACUCACACAUCCUAAACAACAUUGUACCCAAAAUGCUUGUGAGAGGCAUAUCCCAGCAGAGCAUCGAUAAAAUAUUGUUAGAGAACCCCAGAAGAUGGCUGACCUUCAAGUAGAGGAUGUGUAUGUUAAGCUCCCUGUCCCUUCUCUGCCAAUGUUUUCCAUCCAAGUUAUCUGCUGAGCGGUUGCUAGGCAAAGGCUGUGGUUGUCUGGCACUGUAUCCCUAGCAACCAGUCUGUUGGCAUCAUGAUACUGUGCAGAGGC